Saccharomyces kudriavzevii IFO 1802 is the source of this 1431-nucleotide messenger RNA. It is a transcript of the gene TRM13, whose product is annotated as tRNA:m4X modification enzyme. The record is from RefSeq and is a predicted model, not a curated record. Lineage: Eukaryota; Fungi; Ascomycota; Saccharomycetes; Saccharomycetales; Saccharomycetaceae. Bases 1 to 1431 code for a protein of 476 amino acids. The transcript has a single exon. Gene Ontology annotation, biological process: tRNA methylation.
AUGUCGCAAGAUAAUGUUGGGCAUAUUGUUAAAAAGGCAAAGCCUGCUGAAAGGUUGCAGUGUGAAUAUUUCAUGGAAAAAAAGAAACGAAGAUGUGGGAUGACCAGAAGUUCACAAAACUUGUAUUGUUCCGAGCAUUUGCAUUUGGUGAAAAAGGCAACCAAUCUUCAACCCCAUAAUAAGGACGGUUUGAAAACGGAGAAAGAAAGGCAAAGAAUUCCGUGUCCAUUGGAUUUGAAGCAUACUGUUUGGGCGGAUCAGGUGGAUAAGCAUUUGAAAAAAUGUAACAAGACCAAACUAAGCCAUUUAAACGAUGACAAACCAUAUUACGAACCGGGUUAUAACGGAGGGAGUGGAACUUCCUCGCCGCCUGUCAAGAUAGAUCUUACAACUGAUCAUUUGAUUCAAGCCAUUCAAUUGCUGCACAAAGUUUUUGAGGAGGAGUCGAUGGAUGACUUACCGUUGAGACAAUUGAACAAUGAAUUAAUGUCUUUGAAACGGUUCCCUCAAUUGUCUUCAAACACCAAGCAUGCCGUUCAGCAGUCUUCGUUGAUUGAAACCUUAGUUGCCGUUGGCGCAUUUGAAGGGGCAAUGAGUUUGAGCUUUAUUGAGUUUGGAUGUGGCAGGGCCGAGUUCUCGCGUUACAUCAGUCUAUACGUCUUAACGCAACUGGCAAUUUCUUCCGAGGAUCACUCUAAGUCGAAUUUUAACGAGUUCGUGUUGAUUGAUAGAGCAGCAAACAGAAUGAAAUUCGAUAAAAAGAUUAAGGACGAUUUCUUGGAGAUAACAUCAAGUGCUGAAUCCCAAAAAUUGAACUGCCCCAGCAUAAAGAGGACAAAGAUAGACAUUAGGGACUUAAAGUUAGAUGCUAUUCUAACAUCAACAUGUGAGGACAAGAGCCAGUAUGUUUGCAUCUCUAAACACCUUUGUGGUGUAGCUACAGAUCUAACCUUAAGAUGCAUAAGAAAUAGUUCAGUUCUACAUGGUGAUAACAACGAUAGAUCGAAUUCUAAACUGAGAGCAAUUUGUAUUGCCAUGUGCUGCAGACAUGCUUGUGACCACAGUGAUUAUGUCAACCGCGGUUACAUCACAUCACUUCUUGACAAAUAUAAGUCCAAUGAUUCCCUCCUAACAUAUGAAAGCUUCUUCCGUAUGCUGACUAAAUUCUGUUCCUGGGCUACUUGCGGAAGAAAACUAGGUACGACUAUUACGGACACAGUGAACGUUGCGGAAUCGUUUGAAGGCGCCGAACCAUAUAAAAUGACUAUUAAAGAGAGAGAAAACAUUGGUCUAAUGGCAAGACGUAUUAUCGACGAGGGCAGGUUAACCUAUGUAAGAGAAACUUUUUUAGAAUUUGAUGCAGAACUGAUUAAGUACGUGGAUUCUGAUGUAUCCCUAGAGAACGUUGCCAUGUUGGUUUAUAGAAAAUAG